This is a messenger RNA of Zingiber officinale, 569 nucleotides long. Its product is annotated as probable WRKY transcription factor 50. The record is from RefSeq and is a predicted model, not a curated record. Lineage: Eukaryota; Viridiplantae; Streptophyta; Magnoliopsida; Zingiberales; Zingiberaceae. The coding region runs from base 99 to 569 and encodes 156 amino acids. Gene Ontology annotation, molecular function: DNA-binding transcription factor activity; sequence-specific DNA binding. Gene Ontology annotation, biological process: regulation of DNA-templated transcription. The transcript has 3 exons.
CUCUGCACCAUCGUCAUCAUCAUUAAUUAUCCUGCUUCGGCAAGCUUGCUUUAAUAGCUAACGGAGGGAGGCCUAGUUCAUCGCCUCCUUCGCUCGCAAUGGCGAACGGAAAACUGGAGCAAGAUUCGUCAGCAGCGGCGUUCGAAGUGGACGACUACCUCGCCUUCGCAGAGCAUGAAGUGGCCGAAGUAGAGAAGCACAGUUUAGUCGCGCAGGAUUAUAGAGAUCACAAGAUCACGUAUUGCCGCAACAGCAACAGCAGCAAUUAUAAAUCGAAGAACGGAAGCAGGUCUUGUAAUUUGAAGAGGAGCAGCAGUAGUAGCAGUUCGAGAGUUGCAUUUAUAACCAAGUCUGAAAAAGAGAUACUGGACGAUGGGUACAAGUGGAGGAAGUAUGGAAAGAAGGCAGUAAAGAGCAGCCCCAACCCAAGAAAUUACUACCGUUGCUUGAGCGAAGGCUGCAAUGUGAAGAAGAGAGUGGAGAGGCACCAGGAGGACCCAAGCUUUGUGAUAACCACAUACGUUGGAGUGCACACCCACCACGCCCCUUUGCCUUCGCUGCUGCUAUAA